Molecule: messenger RNA, 771 nt
Organism: Guillardia theta CCMP2712
Lineage: Eukaryota; Cryptophyceae; Pyrenomonadales; Geminigeraceae
Exons: 3
Coding region: 1-771 (256 amino acids)
Source: RefSeq, a predicted model, not a curated record
AUGGCCAAGGCGAACACGAGCUUUUCCGUUCUCAAGAACCCUGCGGACUGGAAGACCGACUGGCUUUGCUACUUGCUGUGCGAUGGAUGCGCAUACGUACCUUACGACUCAUGGGAGAAGGGAGAGGAUAACUCUGUUGCAUGCUGGAACUGUCAAGAUAGGCAAUGCCCGUAUUGCUGCUGUGUAAGAUACAACACUUGGGCGUUGGGGCCAUUCUUGGGAGAUGGUGGGCUCUGCUGCAAGAACCUGGGGAAGUUCUGUUGUACAACAAGUGAAGGCGCAUGCUACUGCGAGAAACUCUGUGCAGACGACGGAUCGUAUUGCAUCGACGAUCGUACCUGUUUCUUGAGGAAAGAGCGCGGGGAGGUCGGGCAAGGCUCUGCGGGAAAGUGCUGCUGCGCACGAUAUCAGAGCGAAUGCAGGCUGGAGUUUCCCUUGGACGACGACCAGAUCUGCUGGAAGAACAAUGGAAAGUGUCUGUGCUGCUAUGGCACCGAUGAAUGUCAAUGUCAGAAAAUCGACUCGGCUGUAGGAAUCCUCGCCUGCUCCGACCGCUUCUUAUGUUUAUUGUGCUCUUGUUUCUUGUGCCCGGAGAGAAUGUUCAUCGAGCUUCUCAGCAAGCGAUAUUGGGGAGAGGCCAAGAACGCAGCGAGUGAGAGCGUCGAGCCGCUCGCGGCGUCCAACUUCGGAAACAACCAAUCCACAGGAGCUGAGCAAGCUGAGGCUGCCUGUGGAGGCAAGGACGAGGUGCCGCUCGCACUGAUGAUGUAG